Parathielavia appendiculata is the source of this 1479-nucleotide messenger RNA. RefSeq names its product tryptophanyl-tRNA synthetase. NCBI's taxonomy places the organism in Eukaryota, Fungi, Ascomycota, Sordariomycetes, Sordariales, Chaetomiaceae. The record is from RefSeq and is a predicted model, not a curated record. The transcript has 2 exons. Gene Ontology annotation, biological process: tryptophanyl-tRNA aminoacylation. The coding region runs from base 1 to 1479 and encodes 492 amino acids. Gene Ontology annotation, molecular function: tryptophan-tRNA ligase activity; ATP binding. Gene Ontology annotation, cellular component: cytoplasm.
AUGGCGACAAAAGUCGACGCCACGGCUCACGACGAGCCAUCCAAUUCCGAGCCUGUCCAGAAGCAGCAAAAGCAGACAGUUGACCCUUACAAUGUGCAAGGUGAAGUCGACGAGAAUGGUGUGGUCAAGGCCAUCGACUACAACAAGCUGGUUGACGAGUUCGGCACAAAGAAGAUCGACGACGAGCUGCUCGCCCGCUUGGAACGUGUGACCGGCAAGCGCCCGCACCACUUUCUCCGGAGAGGCAUCGUGUUCUCUCACAGAGACCUUGAGCUCAUCCUCGACCGCUACGAGCGCGGCGAACCCUUCUUCUUGUACACCGGCCGCGGGCCGUCUUCAGACAGCGUCCAUGUCGGCCACACGAUUCCAUUCGAAUUCACAAAGUGGCUCCAGGAUACUUUUGAUGUACCACUCAUCAUCAUGCUGACGGACGACGAGAAGUACCUAUUCUCAGAAAAGAAGACCAUCGAAGAGGUCCAAGGGUACUGCAACAGCAAUGCCAAGGACAUCAUCGCCAUUGGGUUCGACCCAGCCAAGACGUUCAUCUUCUCCGACUUUGACUACGUCGGCGGUGCCUUUUACAGGAAUAUCGUCCGCCUGUCCAAGCACAUCACUCUCAACCAGGCCCGUGCCAUCUUCGGCUUCAACGAGAGCAGCAACAUUGGCCGGAUUCAUUUUGGCAGCAUUCAAGGCGCAACCAGCUGGGCCUCCUCAUUCCCGCACAUAUUUGGGGAGGAUGAGAAGGAGACGGUUGGGAUACCGGCGCUCAUUCCGUGCGCCAUUGAUCAAGAUCCAUACUUUCGCAUGACACGGGAUGUAUCAGCAAGGCUAAAAUACCAGGGCAAGCCCUAUGCCAAGCCGUCUCUCAUCCAUGCCCUCUUUCUGCCAGCCCUCCAGGGGCCGGGCACGAAGAUGUCGGCAUCCAUCGACGAGUCUGCCAUCUUCAUGAGAGACACUCCCAACCAGAUCAAGAACAAGAUAAACAAGCACGCCUUCUCGGGCGGCAAGGUUUCAGAGGAAGAGCACCGGCAGCUUGGGGGCGACACCAGCGUCGAUGUUGCCUUCCAAUACCUCCGAUUUUUCUUGGAGGACGAUGAGGAGCUCGAGAGGAUCAAAGUAGCGUACGAGACCGGGGAGAUGCUGACGGGCGAGUUGAAGGCCAUCUGCAUCAGGGAGCUGCAGAGGUAUGUGGCCGCUUUCCAGGACAGGAGAGCCAAAGUGGACGACGAGACGGUCAAGCUGUUCAUGGAGACGCGGCCACUGAAGUGGGGAGGUAACCCCCGGGCGCCCAUAGUUAUACCCAAGGUCGAGAAUGGGGAUGCCGACGAGUCGCCGGCCGAUGGGGAGGGAAAGAUGACCAAGAACCAGCUGAAGAAGCUGGAGAAGAUGAGACAAGCGGAAGCUAAGAAGGCCCAGAAGGCCAAGGAGAAGGCGGAGCAAGCGGCGGCAAAGGCGGCAGGACCCUCUGCUACGGUGUAG